UUAUAAUCACGAGUUCGACUUCCGUUAGCGCUUUCUCGACUACCAUAAAUGGCACGCACAUCAAACAUUUGCUUAUCUUUCUAGGGUUUCUUCUCUCUCUCCUCUCUCUCUCUCUCACACACACAUCUAUACUUACGAAGAAAUGCUUGUAUUCAUCACUCAGCUGUUUCGUUGUCUUCAUUCGUAAAUUCACAUUUUCUGCCUCCAUUAGGUCGAAUUGGAGGAUCAGCAAAUCAAUCACAUCUAUAUUUGUGGUUUUUGCUUAUGUUCUACAUCGUUGGUGCAUCAUGUCCAACAAUUUGGUUUCUCAGUACCCAAUCUCAGGUAGGCAGUUGGUUCAGAUGGAGCAUGGUUCUAGCUCUCUGGAGUUUCCAGUUCCAGAGAUGCCUAUGAAAAUGGUAGGCGAGGUGUCAUGCAAUCCUGAAUCACAUCAUUUUUAUGUACCAACAGAUCAAAGUGGUCUAUUAGAGUCACUCUCCGGUGACUCUGGGUUCAAUACCUCGAUGAUGUCGAAUAAUAUCUUGGGGCAUAAUGAAUCUUCAGGUGUUAGUAUGGGAUCAAACCAAGUCUGGAUGUCGAACCAGCUAGGUCCUGAGCAUGCAAGUUCGCCGAACAGUGUAGCUGGACAGAAGGCUUCAUUCCCUUUUAAACGGAAGGCUGAGGCGGAGCCUCUGUCAAACAAUGCUACUUCUCAGCAAAUGGCACAGCCUCACAAGCGGCCAGCACAUGUGGGAUCUGAUGCUAAUUCUCCCGGAUUCCUGCAGCCUUCUGCACAUCAAAAGAGAACUGCACAAUCGCAGCCUCGAUUGGGCUCUCCAGUUACACCUACUCAACCUAUCAAGAAAAUGAUGCGGAAUGACUCCAUGUCAGGUAAGUCUGGCUUACAACGGGGGCAAACUGGAAAACGGCAAACUACUAAAAUUGAAUCAGCAUCCAAGGUCCGGUCAGAGUCAUCAGAAGGCAUAAGGUCGAAAAUGAGGGAAUCUUUGGCUGCGGCAUUGGCUUUGGCAUGUCCGAACCAGGACAAUGCUUUGAUAACUGAGAAAAACCAGAGGGAUGCACAUAAUCCCAUCGACUCGCGGGAUUCUCAUGUCUCUGGUUCUAGUGAGGGAGGUCAGGUUCCUGUUUCUGGUUCCGCAGAAGUUUUCCCUUCAAAUGAAUUGACCACGCUUACCAAAGCCAGUGGUUCUCAGGUGUUUACUGCUGAGCUGCCUCAUGGUGGAAGCAGGGGGAAUGGAGCGCAGGCUUUCCAGGGGUUCCAGUAUAGUUUGCCUGAUGAGGAUGUUCCAUUUGGAGAUAACUUCUUUGUUAAAGAUGAUCUUUUGCAGGGCAAUGGGCUUUCUUGGGCAUUUGAUUUUGAUAUGCAUAUGGGAGAGGGUAAGGAAAGUCAGCAUGCUGAAAAGUCUUUGAAAGAGGAAGCUCUGGGGCACAAACAAGAGGUUGCAACGUUGACACCAGAAGAUUUGGCUUUCAAAGUUGAAGCUGAGCUUUUUAAAUUAUUUGGUGAUGUGAACAAAAAAUAUAGAGAGAAAGGCAGGUCUCUUUUGUUCAACCUCAAAGAUCGUAACAAUCCAGAAUUGAGAGAAAGAGUCAUGUCUGGCAAAAUAUCUCCAGAAAGGCUAUGCUCAAUGACAGCCGAAGAGCUUGCUUCCAAGGAGUUAACAGAGUGGCGUAUGGCAAAAGCAGAAGAGUUGGCACAAAUGAAAGUUUUGCCUGAUACUGAGGUUGAUAUAAGACGUUUGGUCAGGAAAACACACAAGGGUGAGUUUCAGGUAGAAGUGGAGCAUGAUGAUGCCAUUGUUGCAGAGGUAUCUGCUGGGACUUCUUUGUUGACACGACCUCAGCGGAAAAAGGCUGUCGAAUCUCAUUCUCCUUCUGGGGCUAGUAUUAAAGAUAAAGAAAAGGUGGUAGGCCAAGGGAGCAGUUCAGAUGGCCAGGAUUUCCCGGGCAGCCUGAUUAUUCAGACAGAUGGAACUGAUCCAAUGCAAGGAAUGAUGGUGGAUGAACUGAAGGAUUCUGACUUGCCUCCAAUCGUUUCGUUGGAUGAGUUUAUGGAGUCCCUUAAUAAUGAACCUCCAUUUGAGGAUCUGUCUGGAGAUGCAGGGAAGAAGUCUCCUAUAUCAUCUGGAGAAAGCCCAAAACGUGCUAUCAACUUGAGGGCUUCCAAUCGAGCUUCAGACAUACGUAAAGAUGUUACCUCCAAAAAGGCUUCUUCUGUCAAGAAACCUGACACGAUGAAGGAUUUGAGUGGUAGUCCCGCAAAACAAGCAGUUCGUCCUAGUGAUGUACCGAAUGCUGAUUUUGUCUGGAAUGGUAUUCUUCAGCUCAACAUAUCAUCCACAGUCACAGUUGGUGGACUAUUUUACAGUGGUGAGAAGACAUCAACGAAGGAGUGGCCUACCUCUCUCGAGAUCAAGGGCAGAGUUAGACUCGAUGCAUUCGAAAAAUUUCUCCAAGAACUCCCCAUGUCGCGAACACGUGCAGUCAUGGUUCUUCACUUCAUUUUGAGGGAUAAAUCAUCGGAGGAGCAGCGUUCUAAUCUUACUGAGGCUAUUAACUCAUAUGUUGGCGACGAGAGAUUGGGGUAUGCGGAGCCAGUCGCCGGCGUCGAGCUUUACCUCUGCCCGCCGGCUUCUAGAAUGUUCGAGAUGUUGAACAAGCAUAUACUCCGGGAGCGGCCGGGGACCGAAGAAUCCUUCGAAAACGGACUAAUUGGUGUAGUUGUAUGGAGAAGAGCUCAUAUAAGCAACACAAUAUCACCUAAUUCAUCGUCGCACCAAAAACACAGCUUGAAAAAGCAACCCUUUGGUGCCCCGCCUAAGAGGGUUCAAGACUCCCCAAAUGUUAACCCCAAUACCCUAACUAGGCAACCCCAGCCGCCGGCGGACGAGGACGACGACGACGUCCCACCCGGGUUCGGCCCCGGCGCGGCGGCGGCGGUAGCGAAGGACGACGACGAUUUACCCGAAUUCAACUUCUCGGGGGACUUGAACCCGUCCUCGGCGUCUCGUGUUACGUCUCGUAAUUCACUCCACGCGUUGAAAAAGACGACUGCGCGGCCGGUGGAAGAUGUGAGAGAGCUUAUCAAGAAAUAUGGGCAGGAUGGGCCUAGUGUGGCCAGUAAGAGUGUGGGUGUAGAUAAUAGGAGUUUGGGAAUUGGAAUUGAACCUUGGAACGAUGACGACGACGACGAUAUACCGGAGUGGCGGCCGCAGGCACCACAACCGCCGCCGCACCACCAGCCUUACGCGGUGGCUCACGGCCAUCAGCUGCCGUUGCAUGUGCAUCCUAGUGAUAGUCGUACGUCUCCUGCGAUGAGCCAGCUGCCGCGGCCGGGUGGGCUGGGACACCUCGCACCGCCGGGUGGUGCUUGGGCAGCACCGCCGCCGCAGCCGGGUUACCGGCAUGGUUCGAGAUGGAGGCAAUACUAGUUAGCUUUUCACCAUUGUAAAUAAAUUUUGAUGUUUAUUUUUUCUUCCCUUAACCUUAGUUCUGUUUCUUGUUUUA
Salvia miltiorrhiza (redroot sage) is the source of this 3507-nucleotide messenger RNA. RefSeq lists its product as uncharacterized. Gene Ontology annotation, biological process: DNA-templated transcription. Bases 288 to 3431 code for a protein of 1047 amino acids. Gene Ontology annotation, cellular component: nucleus. Lineage: Eukaryota; Viridiplantae; Streptophyta; Magnoliopsida; Lamiales; Lamiaceae. The record is from RefSeq and is a predicted model, not a curated record. The transcript is spliced from 5 exons.